Molecule: messenger RNA, 2337 nt
Organism: Cyprinodon variegatus (sheepshead minnow)
Lineage: Eukaryota; Metazoa; Chordata; Actinopteri; Cyprinodontiformes; Cyprinodontidae
Exons: 12
Coding region: 321-2297 (658 amino acids)
Cellular component (GO): nuclear envelope
Molecular function (GO): nuclear export signal receptor activity; zinc ion binding
Source: RefSeq, a predicted model, not a curated record
AACAAAACAAAACAAACAACAACACCAAUGAAGCGUCUUCCUGACACUAAGCAGCUACAAUUUUGGAUAAUUAUUAACACUUUUAUAUAGUGACCGAGGCCGUAGGAGCGCAGGUGAGAAGUCACGGUAGAAACUCGUAACUUCUACCAGGAAAGUGUCAACCCGCCCUAAAAGAAAACAUGUAGCGCUAACUGCGUGGGCAGCUGACAUUUGCUAAAGUUCAACGUCUCUGGAUUUAUAUAGCUGUAAAAAAGAAAUACUGGUCGGUUUAUUUCCCCCAGAAAGAGAAACCUGUCCCGAGUGGAUUUGAGGUUUGAACAAUGGAGAAUGAAGGGGAAGUGAAAACUGAGGAGGAGAAAUCUGAGUCAGUUUCUCAAGCUCAGCAGCUUUGUCGCUUCUUCUCCCAAGGACGACACUGUAACUUUGGUAAGAGAUGCAGAUUUCUACAUGUGAGAGACGAUGGAAGAGAUCAAGAGAGGAAAACUGUUGAUCCACCCGGUCAUCCUGAUGAUACUCCCUCUCACACUGAAUCUCAUCAACCUAAAGAAGAGAAGUCGGCAUUUAACCCAAAGUUUGCCCCAGCCUCUUCCCGCCGCCCCUGUCGCUACUUUCUCUCUGGGCAUUGCACCAUGGAGGACAGAUGUCGCUUCUGGCACCCACAACAGUUGCCUCCAGUGGAUGAUUCACCUGUUAGCGCUAUAGAAAGUAAAACCCCGUUACAUCGCCCUCCAUUGUCCGGUCCAGGUGACCUGCGAACAAUGAAGCUGUGUGACAUGACUGAUGACAAAGCCAAGCAGCUGCGAGAUACAGAGAUCAAGCAGCUGAAGAAGCGUUUCCCCAAAGAUCAGCUGAUUAUUCAGGAGAGAAGCGAUGGCAAACUGACUUAUUACAGGGUGACCGUCGAGGCCACGGAUCCAGACUGGCCUUUUGAUUUAAAAGAAGUCGAUAUAAUGGUUAGCUUCCCAGACAACUACCCCCUGGAGAUUUUCACAAUAGAAAUCCCAUUGGACCAGGACCUGCCACCUGUCAUGGCAAAGCAUGUGCAGCAGGCAUCUUUGGAGUGGCUUCAGGCUAAGCAUGCUACCAAUCAGCUGUUGGGAAAAGUGGAGAUACUGUUCCGGCCUUUUCUGCGCUGGCUGGAUCGGAGCUUGGAGAGACUGUUCACCGAAGGAGCCAGAGAGCUUAAGAAAGAUAUCGAUUUAGAAAAAGCUGGCCUGCAGUUUAUCCCGUACCACGAACUCAAGGUAUCUGUAACUGACGCCUCUGACCCUGAUUCUGGAGUUGCUGUGGCUGAGGACACCUGUAAAAAUGCCAAUAAGACAGAAGAUUUGAAAUCAGAGGAAAAAGAGCAAAUAUUGCAGCAGAAAACGACACAGUGUACUGAAGGUCAGCUGCAGGAGGAAGAUGCGAGCCAUCUGGUGGAGAACAUUAAAAUCAGCGAUCCUCGCAGAGGCACAGAGGUCAAGCUGCUGGGCCUCAGGCUGGGGGAAAACACGGCCACUGUUAUUGCUCACCAGGUUACUGUUUGUCUGCAGUGUAAUAGGUGUAAGGUGACUGCAGAUCUGACACUUACAGGAAGGACAACCUGCUCAGCUCAGUGUGAGAAGUGCAAUGCAGGUAUAAAUGCUGCAUUCAGGCCCUGCAUGAUCCACCAUUAUAGCGAUGUCCUGGGAUAUUUAGACCUUCAAAACGCCACAGCCUCUGACCUCGUACUUCAGGACUGCCACCUCUCUGUGGGAUGCCUCAGCUGCUCUCAGGAGGUUCCAGUGGAGAGCGUUUUCUACGGACAAACAAAGGAGCUUAACUGUGAAAACUGCCACAGCAAACUCAGCCUCCUGGCUGAGAGCACCAGGUUCCAGUACAUCCCACCUCGCUCUUCCAACAAAACAGGUUCAAGCGCCGUCAGCUUCAAAACAAUUAGAGAUCCGGCAGUGCAAAAAGGGAAGCCACUGCCGGAUAAAGGAACUUGCAAACAUUACAAACAAAGCCAUCGCUGGCUCAGGUUUCCCUGCUGUGGUCGGGCGUAUGCCUGUGAUGUGUGCCAUGACGAGAAUCAGGACCACCCCAUGGAACUCGCCACCAGGAUGAUCUGUGGAUUCUGUGCCAAAGAACAACCUUAUGGUAAUGGAAAACCCUGCAUCAGCUGUGGGAGCAUGAUGACAAGAGGCAUGCGCACCAGCCACUGGGAGGGAGGGCUGGGAUGUAGAAAUAAAGUCAAAAUGUGCAGAAAUGAUCGACAGAAAUACGCCAACUCCAACAAAACGGUUUCAAGGAAGGCUGCGAGUGAGAAAAAGUGAUCCCCAAAGGGUUUUAUUUUUUCUUCUGUUGCUGUGGGGG